Molecule: messenger RNA, 1965 nt
Organism: Rotaria sp. Silwood2
Lineage: Eukaryota; Metazoa; Rotifera; Eurotatoria; Philodinida; Philodinidae
Source: the annotation of a GenBank genome assembly
AUGUUAAAUAUGUCUAUACAUGAUAGUAGAAUACUUGAUCUUAAUGUACAAAUUUCACGAGAACUAGACGAAAAAAAAAUUUAUGCACCGCUCUAUGAUAAAUAUAAGCGAAAGAAAAAAGAAAAUCAGGCUGCUAAUAAUGCUAAUUCAUCAUCAACUGAUGUUGGAGUUAUUCGAAUUGGCCAUUAUAUUCUUAAUGAAACAUUAGGAACAGGAAGCUUUGGAAAAGUUAAAAAGGCCUAUCAUCAAUUAACUAGACAUACAGUUGCAAUAAAAAUUGUUAAUCGUACUAAAAUAAAACAAUUAGAUGUUGUCGGAAAAAUUCGAAGAGAAAUUCAAAAUUUAAGACUUUUUCGACAUCCACAUAUAAUUAAAUUAUAUCAAGUAAUUAGCACUCCAACCGAUAUAUUUAUGGUUAUGGAAUACGUAUCUGGUGGAGAAUUAUUUGAUUAUAUUGUUAAAAAAGGAAAAUUAAGUGAAGCGGAAGCGCGACCAUUCUUUCAGCAGAUUAUAUCUGGUGUUGAUUAUUGUCAUCGACAUAUGGUGGUUCAUCGGGAUCUUAAACCUGAGAAUCUUCUUCUUGAUGAUGCAUCUCAUGUAAAAAUAGCAGAUUUUGGUAGGUUAAAUAUUCUAAUAGGUGACUUAUAAUAAAUGAUCCCACUUACCAUUUUAUAUUCACUAAUGAUGUUUUAUUAAAAAAAACACAAUGUAUCACAAGAUACUGUGUGAAAAGCUCUAGAAAACAAAUCUUAUUUUAAUUGUGCACAUUUUGUUUUCAAAAUAAGCAAAACUAUAUGCGACUGAUUUUCGAUAUUUGCGAACAUUAUAAUUUUUCUUAUUUCAUUAGUUAAUGAAUCAUAGUUUUAACUUUAUCUGAUUGCAUAUUAUUGAUAAUAGGAUCUCGCAUGUAAUGAUUCAGAACAUUGAGAUCAAGACUACUCUAGUGGACAUAUGUGUGAUUUUGUCUAUAAAAUCUAUGAAGUUUUCGUCACAUGAUGUCUGAUGCGUAAAAGAUGCUUGAAGAGUUUUUAGACAAGAUGCUUUGUUCACUUUUGACCCAUUAGAAAGAAUUUCCGAUGCGUAAAAAGUUAAGAAUUAGAAUGCUCUUUUCGAAUAUGGGCUUAGAAAUGUUGUCCUAACUUUUGUUGAAGAAUAGUGAAAUGAUCUUUAAAAAGAUCAAAAAAUUAGUUUAGACGGAAAAUUUUUGUAUUUUUGCUCAAUUCUCAUUUUUUGAAAAAUACUUAUUUCUGAAAAAUCAAUAAUUGUUUUACGUUGAAAGAAGCUCUUAACAAAAUACUCGUUGUCUCACUUGGGUAAAAGUUACAUCUUAGUUCAAUAUCACAUUUUGUAGAGAAAUGUCCAUUCUACAAAACGACCGACUUUGACAAUUUUUCUCAUGUUCGAAAAGAGACUUAAAGAGUAAACAAAAUCGUGUUGACUCAUUAUUUUCAGAUCCUUCACUACUUCCGAACGAAAAUAGGCACAAUAUUUCUAAGGCCAUACACAAAAAGAGCAUUUUAACUCAUAGCUUUUGGCUCGUCGGCGAUAUUUUCUUGUGGAUCAGAAGUGAACAAACAUCUUUUCUAAAAAUUAUUCGAUCACCCUCUAUGCGACGUGACGUUGUCUUUGUGACUGGUAAAACAGUCGUUGAUGAGCUGUCUUACCUUCAUAUUGUGCUUGUAAAAAACAACUUCGAUAUAUUUUUCAUGUUAUAAUGUUUUAUCAGAUUUAUAUAUCAUGAAAGAUGAAAGAGCACUUGAAGAUGCACUUAAAUAUAUCAGAAUUUCGUUUUCGAUAUUAAGUUCUUUGGUUUAUAUUUCGUUGUUUACUUGCUUCUUAUCAUCAACUCACCGUAUAGACAUGUUAGGUGUGUAUGAGUAUUUUGUGGAACUCACGUAUAUUUUCGAAGAAAAUAGUGAGUGUAAGUUUUAAGUUCGAGGUUUUGCGGCUCCCCCCCCCCCCUCU